AUGGAUAAACAACAUCCGAAUCUUGCCCUUGACUUUCAUAUCCAGCAAAGAAAAAAAAACGUAGGUAAAGUAAAGUUCAUGGGUACAAAUUCCAGUGGACUGGCCAGGUAGUGAUGUGUAUAAAUUCGGUUGAGUAGGUUAGGUUUUGUCAUAGGACAAGAGGACCUCGACCAGUCAACAUGAAAGUCUUGUCUGUUCUUUUGUUCUGCCUGAGCGCCGCUGGUAAUGUAUUUUAUAAUGUUCUUGUUGAACAGUGUUUAGUUUAAUUAUACAUUAAAUGCUGCAUAAAAUCUUCUUUAACAUAGAUUAAUUUGUACUUGAAACCUUACUACUUCUAUAGUUUCAUAUUUUUGGCAAUCAUAUUUUUCCUUUUAAUGCUUACUGAAAUAUUUUUCUUUCUUGUAUUUCUAUAGCGGCUCUCCGUGUCGGUAAGUAUUGUUUGGUUAUUUUCAUAUUUUACUUUAUUAUCUUAGACUACAGUAUAUUCACACACUAUUGAAACGCUUGAUCGUGAAUGUAAUUUGUUCGGGAAACCAGUGAAGCAAAUUUGAUAUUCUAUACCUUUCAUCAGAUUUCGAAAGAAACCAGUGGUUGACUGGUACUAGAAUGCGUUUGAAUUCUGUUAUUAUAGUGUCAGACCCUUUCCCAUCGUGUCGGUAAUAUAUUAAUCAAAUUCUCUUCGUUUAGAAUUCGUGCGUAACAGGCGAUAUUCGUACGAUUAUGUUGGCUGGGUGGCACACGGAAUUGCAGAAGCAUUGGAAAAGGAUUUGGCGUUGAAGAUCAGAGCAAAAGCUCAUUUUGAUUUCCUUAACAAUGGAUACAUCAGGAUGACGGUAGGUUGAGAUAUAACUUCCCGACGGAGGGCUCUCGCUCGGAACGUCGAAGUUCUCCUGGUAUUUUUCAGGUAGUUGUAUCCCUAUCAACCGAAUUUUUGUGAGAUAUGUCUUCCUUUCAUAUAUAUGUAAAUGUUGAAUAGGAGUUCUAGGUAACACAUUUUGUAUCGUAUAAGCCUCAUAACAAAUCGAGUCUUCUAAUAAGCAGUUUGUUUAUCCUGAACAUUAUUUGAAAUGAAUAAACACUAGCUGAGAUUUAGUUUAAGAGUUUAGAUUUAGUUGUUCCUAUUUUACUAAUCAGUAUUAUACUCUAAAUCAGUUUGGCGAUUUCACUCAGCAGCCUAACAAGUUAUUUAUUUGUACAUGAUAAAACUCCUCUACUCUGUCGUUCAGCGGUCAGAACACUACACCAGAAUCGUAUAGGGCCGCUAGUUUGAUUCGUUUUGAGGGCCUGUAUAGUUACAUUUUUCACAACCCUUCUCGGUUGGUUCGAAAUUUACAUCCAAAGAAACUUUAACAAUUUGCAUUUUUUUUCUUCCACAGUUGGAAGGUGUGAAACUGGUCAAAGUAGUGGACAAACUUUUGUACAAUGAUCGCGUUGAAACGAGAGUUGGCGAAGAAAAACCAUUAGAAGAUGUGAACGCACGCCUUCAGCAAUGCUUGCAUCUGCCAAUCAGGUUUCGGUCUAAGUUGGGUUUUGUUGAGAAGGAGAUUAUCACUGAGAAGGGCGUGCCGGAAUGGUGCGUGAACAUCCAGAGAGCUAUUGUUAACCACAUGUACUUGCCCAUUCAGGAUAAUAACGAGAAGUACCAGACCCGUGAGAAUGAGGUAUGGAAGACUGAUGUUAAUUUAGGGUAA
Paramuricea clavata is the source of this 1691-nucleotide messenger RNA. The record is from the annotation of a GenBank genome assembly. NCBI's taxonomy places the organism in Eukaryota, Metazoa, Cnidaria, Anthozoa, Malacalcyonacea, Plexauridae.